Messenger RNA from Salvia hispanica, 3323 nucleotides. RefSeq names its product Met-10+ like family protein / kelch repeat-containing protein. Gene Ontology annotation, cellular component: cytoplasm. Gene Ontology annotation, biological process: wybutosine biosynthetic process; tRNA methylation. Lineage: Eukaryota; Viridiplantae; Streptophyta; Magnoliopsida; Lamiales; Lamiaceae. Gene Ontology annotation, molecular function: tRNA methyltransferase activity; protein binding. The record is from RefSeq and is a predicted model, not a curated record.
ACACUAGAAAGUUAAAACCCCAAAUCCAAAACCCUCGGAAUCAAACGCCGCCGAGAAGAAAAUGGAGUAUGAGAAGAGGAAGAGCGCGGCCCUUGCGGCCAUGAACUCGGAGGCACCAGAUAAAUCUCCCAAAGGCACCAUAGACGCGCCGAUCAUCCCGCUGUUGACCUCCAUCAACUCCCACCCCUCUUACUUCACGACUAGCUCUUGCUCCGGCCGCAUCUCCAUCCUCUCUCAGCCCAUCCUCUCUCCCUCCGCACCCAAGAAGAAGGCUAGGGGCGGCUCCUGGCUACUCUUGUCUCACGAACCAGUUCACCCCUCUUCCGUCUCCGCCUUACUAUUUCCUCCUCAGCCGCCUCUCCCCGAUGCAAUCGAGGACCAGAGCAUUGUCUUUAGGUUUGAGCCAUUGAUAAUCGCCGUGGAGUGUGUGAAUGUGGAGGCGGCUCAGUCUCUGGUUUCUCUUGCUAUUGCUUGUGGUUUCCGAGAGAGUGGCAUUACAAGCGUAAGUAAGAGGACGAUAAUCGCUAUCCGAUGCUCGAUACGGAUGGAAGUGCCUCUGGGAAGCACACACAAGCUUAUGGUGACCCCUGAGUAUGUGGAGUAUCUUGUUGAUAUAGCUAAUGAGAAGAUGGGGACUAAUAGGAAGAGGACUGAUCAUUUUCAUGAUAAGCUAAGGGAGAAUGGAUUUCUGAGAAGGGAGAUUGAGGCAGAUUGUAAACUUAUUAGAAAUGGUGAAGAAGCCUAUCCUGAGGCUAAUAAAAUUGAAGUUUUGGAGAGUUUUGAGGUGAGUGAAGUGGAGAUCUUGGAGGGACAGUUGGGGCCUCAAAGCAAAUAUGAUCGCAAUGCUGAGAAUGGAUCAGAGAAUGUUUUUGGCAUAGAUCUCUCUGUUAUUGAAGUAGUUGGUGAACCUGUUGAGAGACUCUUCUUGUGGGGUCACUCUUCUUGUCCCUUGAGCCAAAAGAAGAUUAUUAUUUUUGGUGGCUUUGGAGGUAUUGGAAGACAUGCACGUCGAAAUGAUCUUUUGAUAUUUGAUAUCGAAUCUGGAUUUGUGGAGGUAAUUGCUGCUGCUGGAGCCCCUUCCCCUCGGCUUGGUCACACAUCUUCCUUAGUAGGAGAUUCCAUAUAUGUAAUUGGAGGUAGGGCUGACCCCAUGAAUAUCCUGAACGAUGUUUGGGUAUUUCAUUUGCCAAGGAAAGAGUGGAAGCUUUUGCCAUGCUCUGGUAGUUUGUUUCCUCCAAGGCACCGGCAUUCAGCUGCUGUUGUUGGUUCUAAAAUAUAUGUCUUUGGUGGAAUCCAUGAUAAUUCAGUCUUAUCAUCUAUUUACGUCCUCGACACUCUAACCUCUGAGUGGUCAGAGAUACAAUCCCAUGGAGACUUACCUGGUCCCCGUCAUUCACACUCAAUGGAUGCAAAUGGGUCUAAGCUAUUUAUUUUUGGUGGAUAUGAUGGAGACAAAGCUCUUGGGUAUCUUUACACUUUUGAUGUACAUAGAAGUCUAUGGAGUAAGCUAAAGACAAUUGGGCAGUCACCAAAGGCAAGGUUUUCACACUUGAUGUUUGUUUAUCAAAAUUUUAUUGGAAUUUUGGGAGGUUGCCCUGUCACCGAGCACCAAGAAUUGUUCUUACUCGACAUUCAGUCAGAAUGCUGGAAGAAGAUAGUCAUAAAGACUACUGAAGCAAGCCUAUUUGUUCGAAGUACAAUCAAUGUGAUUGGUGAUCAUCUUAUAAUAAUUGGUGGUGGGGCUUCUUGUUAUGCAUUUGGGACGAAGUUCAGUGUACCUAUGAAGAUUAACCUGCUUCAGUUGAUGUCCGGUUGUGAUAAUUCUGAGCCUACAGAAAAUGAAGAGAAAGGUGCGGCCUUUCUACAUUCUCAGUCUAUAAGUAAAGAAAAAGUUAAUGGGUCUACUAACCUAAAUUCUGAGUUUGAAGAACUGAGGGUAGAUAGUGAAGAGGUACCUACCCCUUGCGUUCUUCAGCUUGAAAAGCAGUAUGCAAAACUGGCAAAGGAUGUACUAAAAAAAUUUAGUUGGUUGGAUCUUGAAAGGAAGGUUUACUCCCAGGAGGGAGGCUCACAUAUCUGUUUUCCUGUUACCAAAGAAUUCUGCAAAGUAUCAGGAGAUAACCAGGGCAUAGCUGAUAAACUUGGACCGCUAGCUGAUCAGCUUUCAAAGCCAACUUUCUGGCAAAUUAUGUUGAAAGACAUCUCCAGUUCAGCUGCUCUGGAUCUUCUUAUGUCAUGUGGUGCAACCAAGAAGGUGGAUGAAGUUAUCAAAGUCAAGAAAACUCCUAAUUCUCCUUUCAAAAUUUUGAAGGAAGCCGUAGCCACUUUGUUAGAAAAUGCUGGUCUUCCAGCCAAUCUCAUAGAACAGUUGCCGUCAAGAUGGGAGCGUCUAGGGGAUAUUAUUGUGCUUCCUGUUACAUCAUUCAAAGAUGAGGUGUGGAAUUCAAUUGGAGGGGAGCUUUGGCCUCUUGUUGCACGUACUCUGGGGGCUCAACGUCUUGCACGUCAAGGUAGGAUUGCGCAAACAGAAACAAGAGAUAGUAAGUUGGAGAUUCUUGUUGGAGAUGAUGGCUGGGUUGAUCACCGUGAAAAUGGCAUACUUUAUUCUUUUGAUGCCACAAAGUGUAUGUUCUCUUGGGGCAAUCUUUCUGAGAAGCUGCGGAUGGCCCAUCUCGACUGUAGAGAUCAAGUGGUUGUAGAUUUGUUUGCUGGCAUAGGGUAUUUUGUACUUCCGUUCCUUGUGAGGGCAAAUGCCAAAAUGGUUUAUGCUUGUGAGUGGAACCCACAUGCUAUAGAGGCACUCCGUCGCAACCUCUGCGCUAAUUCUGUGGCUGAUCGCUGUGUUGUACUGGAAGGCGAUAAUAGAGUUACAGCUCCUAAAGGAGUUGCUCAUCGAGUCUGUCUUGGUCUCAUACCGUCAAGUGAAUGUAGUUGGGAAACUGCUGUUGCGGCCUUAAGGGAUGAGGGUGGGGUGCUACAUGUCCAUGGUAAUGUGAAGGAUACGGAGGAGGGUCAAUGGACAAACCACUCCAUCGAAAUGAUCUCUGAGAUUUCAAAAUCACAAGGUCGUUUGUGGGAAGUGUUGGUUGAGCACGUUGAGAGAGUAAAAUGGUAUGCUCCUCGUAUUCGCCAUCUUGUGGUAGAUGUGAGGUGUAGAGUAAGCCAAAGAUAGGAAGCUGCUGCAGUCGAGGUAUAUAAUGAAGAUUCGUGGUUAAGUCAUUGUACCAACCAUUACUGUUGCUGAGAAGCUUUUCAUUCUUUAUUCCAGUUGAACAAAGAUGAUAUGAUUGUCAAUAUAAAAGAUUAAUGAUUCUGUGCGUUCA